Mesocestoides corti is the source of this 1389-nucleotide messenger RNA. The record is from the annotation of a GenBank genome assembly. NCBI's taxonomy places the organism in Eukaryota, Metazoa, Platyhelminthes, Cestoda, Cyclophyllidea, Mesocestoididae.
AUGUUGCCUGCGUUUUCACACUGCCACCACCAGUACCACCAUCGCGGCGUAAUUAGAACAGCACCCCUCUCUGCGAAUCUUGUGGUGGAGGUGGCGGUGGUGGGGUGGUCACUGGCCCUCAGUGGAGCGGUUGAGCAGGGGAGUGGGGACGGACGAGCGAACGCCACAGGCGAUGUCCGUCUCCGCGCGAACUUUUCACGCCUUCAGACAAGUUCUACCUCAGACUUUCGCAACCGUCAAAAGACCAUCAGGAUCAAUCCUUCAGCCAGUUUCACCUCACCUGUCUUCGAUGUUCCCGGUGUGGAUUCCAACUUGAUGAAACUGACAAAAAGUGCUGGGCGAACCGACUUUACGGCGUACUCUGUCAAUUCUGUCACAGAACUGUUGUCAAAGUACAAUCGCUCAUUUACCAGUUUGACGCACUGCUCCAAGUGCAAGAAUUACAUGCCGCGGGACUCGUGGGUGCAGCGCGUCUUUGACAGCGCCUUCCACGUGGACUGCUUCACCUGCGCGCUGUGCAACCGUCAAUUGCAAUUCGGUGAAUGCAUCGUCUUCUCACAAGGGGAGAUCUUUUGCGCGUGGCAUUCGUACGCCCAUCAGCCGCCUCCAUUCGCGAAGGCACAGACGAAGCCACCACCGGCUGGGCGUGACCCAGUUCCACUGAGGGACACCUACCUAGACCAGGCGCUCGAAGAGGAAUUAGUCGAUGAAGAUGGUCAUCCGAUUGGUACAGAGGACAUCUCGUCUCCAUCCAAACCAAACUCGAUCAGCCAACCAUCAAGCGGAUCUGAGAUUACUUUUGACGAAUCUCACAUUUGUGAAGAGAACAGUGUGAACACAGUCACACCUUUCACAUCCUUCAUUCAAAGUCACCAACAGCCGCAGCGUUCAGCCUCACGAUCCAUUGUUGGCAGUCAGCAGCGGUCAAAAAGGAUUCGUACUAGUUUCACCCCCCAACAAAUAGCCGUGCUACAGGCCAGCUUCAAGACAGUGUCGAAUCCCGAUGGACAGGAACUAGAGCGAAUUGCCCAGGCGACUUGUCUCACAAAAAGAGUAACACAGGUGUGGUUCCAGAAUGCCCGGGCUCGUAAAAAGAAGACUGUUCGAAAUCCUGAUCUCCAACAGCAGCCCAACUCGCCGAGACAGGCGAUGAAUUGUAGUGGUGGUGGUAGCGGCAGUGGUAUUGGUGCCAGACGUGGAGGUUUGGCUGGUGACUUCGUACCAAACGAGGCUCUGAAUGACGCCACAGACCGCGUGAUGGAGUCCGAGGCGGACAUGUGGAUACCUCAGUCCAUUUCUCCUCAGCUGGCCGCAACUUUGGAAGUGCCUGAACCUAAGCCUUAUUUUACCAAAGGUGGGAUUCAGGAGAGCUGUUUAUUCAGCUGGUAA